AUGGCUCAGCGAAUUAUCAGAAAUCCGGUGGAAGUGAGCGUGCACUUCGACCGUGUAGUGUGGUGGACAGGGAAAGUCAAAGAAAUAGGAGAGGCCCAGAAAGCCGGCAAUGCCCAAAGAUUAUUUCAGUUGAUCCGUACGAUUGACCCGCGGAAACCAACGGUUGAGGAACGCUUGAUCCCCGCUGCGCCUGGUUGGAGACGCUACAAGGUAUGGCUUCUAACUGAUGUCAGUGGCGUUCUCGUUGUCAGUUUCUAUCCAAAUUGCCUGAGUGAUUGUCUGGAGGUGCAGGCACCCCGGAGUGAUUAUGGCUAUCCAGAGGUCAACUAUGUGCGCACUCAUGUACUCUACCGAGACAUGCCAUCUCGAUGCCAGUGUGGAAACUGGUUCAAACUAGUCGAUAUGGAGCGUUUUGAACAGGCACGUGAGGAAAAGUGGCAGAAAAUAAAGGACGAACCGGAAAACGCCAAAUUACUGAAAGAGCUUGCUGAAACGGAAGAGGAAUUGAACCAGCUGUUUCAAAAAGGUCGAGGGAUGACAAUGUACACACGGGGAGCUACGGAAAUAACAGAGAAGCUGUCAAUAGCUUGGAAACGAUACAGGAAGACAUUUUUGGAAAUCCGUAAAAAGAUGGACAUACCCUAGCUCGUUUCGCUUAGGCUUGUCUAACUAUGCCAUCUACCAAGUCGAUUCUGAGGUUCUCGCGUGAUGCCGUGGUGUACCGCAGAGUAGCGCACUCCUAACUGUAUUCUAGUUCUUUUAAGCGGUAUCCUUUGUCAGUGCGUGUUUGUUAUUACAGUGCUGUGCCUCCAUUA
Molecule: messenger RNA, 815 nt
Organism: Opisthorchis viverrini
Lineage: Eukaryota; Metazoa; Platyhelminthes; Trematoda; Opisthorchiida; Opisthorchiidae
Exons: 3
Coding region: 1-645 (214 amino acids)
Source: RefSeq, a predicted model, not a curated record